GACUCGAGCGGGGAAGGGACUUGCCAGGAGAGGGGUCCGGCUCGGAGCGGCCGGGGGCAGAGCCAGCAGCGGUGUGCAAGCGGGCGCGCGGGCCGCAGCUCCCGCCUCUCCCCCGCCCCUCUCGGCCGCGCCGCUCCCACCUUCGCAGGUCCCGGCCCCGCGCGCCGCCCGCUGUGAACUACUCUUCCCGGCAGGACGCGGGCGCGCGCACGCGCACCGGGGCCUCCGCCAUGGCGACUGUGCUGUCCAGGGCGCUCAAGCUCCCCGGGAAGAAGAGCCCAGACCUAGGGGAGUAUGACCCCCUCACACAGGCGGAUAGUGAUGAGAGCGAGGAUGAUCUUGUUCUCAACUUGCAGCAGAAGAAUGGAGGGGUCAAAAAUGGGAAGAGCCCUCUGGGAGAAGUGCCAGAGCCUGACUCAGAUGCUGAAGCUGUGGGGGCUGCAAAGCCACAUCUUUCAGAGGUCACCACAGAGGGAUACCCCUCAGAGCCCCUUGGGGGCCUGGAGCAGAAGGCAACCUCUUCCAUCGUGUCUUAUGUGCGCACCUCUGUCUUUCUGCUAACUUUGGUCAUCUCCAUGAUCCUGGUGCUCGUAUGUGCUUUCCUGAUCCCCUGCCCCCCCAGAGAUCUGCACAGCACUUGGAGUCGCCACCUGGGCCCCCAGGGAGGUGGGGACCUGUCUCCAUUGGAAUUGGCUGAUGUGAAUGGAGACGGCCUGCGUGAUGUCCUUCUCUCCUUUGUAACUUCACGGAACGGGAGUGCAAUUGGUGUCUCAAAGGCAGCCGCUAUUCUCGUGUGCCUCUCGGGAAUGAAUGGCAGCACACUCUGGUCCAGUCCCCUCCCCGAGGAGGCCCGGGAUAUUACAUGUUUGAAUCUGAUGCCAGGAAGCGUGGCUGAAACCAUCUGCCUUGUGACAGGGACACACAGAAUGUUCAGUGCAUUCAAUGCGACAUCAGGGAAAGCCAUUUGGACUUUAAACCCAAACUACUUAUCUAAUGGUACCCUGGCUGCCCCAGGGGUGGUGCUGCCGGACUUGGAUGAAGAUGGCGUUAGAGACCUUGUCGUUCUGGCCAUUGGGGAAUUGCAGCCAGAUCUGUGCUUUCUGCUGGUGUCUGGCCGGACAGGGAGUCCAGUGGGCCGACCCGUGAAGUACAACAUCGUGGGAGUGGGGAAUCUGAUUGGUCCUCAGGUUUAUGUCACCACAAAUGGGGCUGUCUACAUCCUGUUUGGCUUUGGAAAUAUCCAAGCUGUCGCCCUGCGGGACAUUUUUGUUCAGGCCCAAAAUCGAGACAGCUUACCACCUUCUCUGCAGAUAGAAGAGCCGGAAUGGGAGAAGCGAAGAUCCAUCAACCUGUCUGAGCUCAUUGACAUUUACAGCGAUGGUGUUGAGCUACUGCAGAUGGUGAAGGCACCUGAUUCCAACUGCAGCAACCUCCUGAUUACAACCAGACAAGGCCUCAUCCUACUGCGGGGGCAAAAUCUUACACCUUCCUGGACACUGAGCCUGCAAGGCUUGCACAGCCAGCCUACUCCUGGGUAUUUCACUGAUGAUCAGACCUUAGACUUCCUUCUCCAGAUACAGGAUGGAGUUGGGAUGAAAAAGAUGGUGGUGGUGGAUGGGGACUCAGGCUCCAUUCCCUGGAGUUACAGUGCUCCCUGUCACCUGAAAGAGACACCAACCACCUCAGCAAUGACUGCAGACCAGAAGUCUGUCUUCCUCUUUUGGGCUGAAGGGACGUCAGCUGCGUCUCCCAGUUCUGAUGUCAUCCCCGGAACUGGGCCACCCAGCCUUCACCACCUGUACCUCCUGCAUCCAGCAUUCCCCUCUAUUCUUCUGGAUCUGGCCAAUGCCACAGGCACAGUGACGGCUUCAGAGGUUGGAAUUAACGACCUCUGGAAAGAUGCCUUUUAUGUUACCAGGACAACAGGGCCAAGCUCCGAAGGCCAUCUGGCACCCCUGGUGGUCAGCAAGCUUAGUCUACGGUGGGCGCUGAUGGAAGGCCAGGUGGUCCAACUUGAGGACACCACCCCCAAAAUUGGCCGUGGGGAGCUGCGAAGAUUCCUCUCUAGAAUAAAGUUUGUUGAUCCUCCCCACCAGAUGUAGUCUGAUGGAAUCUUCCGUUUCAGAAGAAGUGAACAGAGUGGUACCAUCUAUCUCCCAGCAGCGUCAAGUCAGUUCUUUGGAGAGAAGGAACACUUCACCUCAUUUUACCACCUCUGUGCGAUCAUCACAAAGCACUUUGGAGGGCACGUUGGAGUUCUUUGAUGACGGCACGAUCCAUUGGGCUGGGGUUAUCUGACCUCUAACUUUUCAGUCCCUGCAUUAACCCCCUCCUCUAGGCACUCCAGGGAUAGUUUGGAAAUGUGAAUCUUAUGGUUUAUUUUUUGUGUGUCUAAUUUAUAAACUCCUGCUGGGAAAUCCCAGUGAAGUUCUUCCCUGGAACAUUUUGUUUUGCGUUAUGCCACAUGUGUGUAUGCAUUGGUGUGAUGAUGAAUUAGUUUCUCGAUCUGUUCUAAGCUCCAGGGACCGAGUUUCUUGUCCUUCUGAAGUACACCUGGUUUGUUUGGUUGUCUUGAGAUUUCCAGUGCCCUGCCUCUGAUCCGGGUCACUGGUCCUUGCCUUCUGUGUUCUCUCAUCGCCUGUACCUGGGCUUCUUCCUACCCUAGCGGCAGGGAGACAAGACAGUGGAAGGCUGAGGGAGCUGUCCUCGCAUUUGCAGCUUUUAUCUUCAGUAGCCUUCCACCUCACAAACUUUCCAUCUCUGCACACUUGGUGACCAUAGCUACCACCACAUUCCUGUCGGAAGGGGAGCAAGAGCAGUGCGUAGUUCAUGAGCGGCCUCUGAUGGAGUCUGUGUGGUAUCAUGUGGUCUGGAUUGGCCUGCUGGUCCUGACCUUUUCCCUGCUAACUUCCGAAGUGCUGGGGGUGUGUGUGUGUGUGUGUGUGUGUGUGUAUGCGUGCUGUCCUAGGUCUGUGAAGUCAGGAACGACUCAGGCAGGCAGCCUAAUCCCUGCCAUAACUCCAUUCUGCUCUCUUAGCAUCUCCUAGGGGCCAUUCUCUGUACUGCCUCUCAUUUGUCCGCUUAUUCAGAGAUAGUUUUGCUUUGCUUGCAUGAGAGCAAAGCUGUUCCUGGAUUUUUAUCCUUGACUCUCACAUGCAACCAUUUUGCCUGCACAUCUCCUUCCUUGUAGAGCCUUUGAAACACUGUAUUUUGAGAAAACUCCAGUGUAAAUACUCUUUUAUAAUUGGUUAAGUUCUUUAGAAUUAUCACCAGUGCUUACUUCUCCCUUCCAUAAAUAUUACUUCUCUUAAGUUCUUUUCUAAACUUCUAGGUCAUUGUUUAUAUAGCAGAAAGUCCCACAUUAGCUGGUGGAGAACUACCUUUCUUCUUGAAUAAUUUUGAUAGGUCAUACCCGAGUGCAACUCAGGUUCUGUCUUACUUGAGCCUGUAUCUUUUUAGCUUGUAUUAAUAAAGGGAGUCGAGACAAAUUUAUAGAGAUUACAGAAAUUUAGGGAUCUCAGAUUUGAAGGGAUGUGUAUUAUUUGCCCAGUGGUAGGCAUUAUGACGUAACAGAAGGUUGGUACCAAUAUCAGGUUGGCCUGCCAGGUUUCUGGGCACCCCCUUGACUUAGGGCCCUGAAAGGAAAUUUAAUUUCAACACUUUGGGAAGCUUUGUGAACUUGGGGGAACAAUGAGAGGAUAUCCAAGAGGAUAGGGAUGAUUCUAGAUUGACUUCUAGAGUUUGAAUCUGGGUAGAAGAUUCUAGGAUCUUGUUUAGCCUACUAGAGGAUUCUGAGGACUAAUUUAUAGUUGACUGAAUAGCUAAAACUUGACUUGUGGUUCUGUGGCCUGGGCUGAGCCAUCUACUUCUUACCCUUGUUCUUCACCAUGUCGAGGCUUUCUGGGAAAGCCAUUUUGGGUAGAGGAGCAAAAUGCCAAGUCGCUUACUGAGGGCCUGAUUUGAGGGUAUCCUUUUGGGUAGAAGAUGGUGUUUAUGCGGGGUGAGUCCCAGAAAUAAGAGGAAGCUAGAAGAGCAUCAGUCCCUCAAUUCUUCAUGGUGUGUUUACAAACUGUUGUCUUAACUAUGGUAAGUUUGAAUCCAUUUUUGCUAGACACAGGACAGGCUCUACAGCCAGGGCAGGUUGGAGUGGUGGCAGAGGAUUGCAGAAGCUUCACGUGACCAGCAUGGGUGUUAGCUGGUCAGGUGUGUCCUGACACUCCCUUCUCCUUGGAGGCACCCACCCUACCGGACCUCUAAGAUAGGAAGCGCUCCUCCCUUCUCCCACUCCAGCAAGGCCCCUGUGACUGCCUCUUAGGGAUAGCCGUGACUUGUGCGGGUAUAAGGACCUUCCUUCUCCCAAGCUCUCCUCCUCGCUAUCCGGGUAGCUCCUUCCACCCUAGACAGCAUCCUCCCCUCCCCCAGAUGCUCUCUGCUCCGCCUCCCUGUCGGGUAUGCUGACACCAACCCCCUUGAAUGUGAAUUGCUGCUUUUAUUGCCCAUACUACAGACAAGCCAGCUGGUAUAUUGUCAGGAAGCACUAUUUAAAAUGUGAAUUGUUGCAGAACAAAUAAAUACUAUAUAGGAAA
This is a messenger RNA of Mustela erminea (ermine), 4586 nucleotides long. It is a transcript of the gene FAM234B, whose product is annotated as family with sequence similarity 234 member B. NCBI's taxonomy places the organism in Eukaryota, Metazoa, Chordata, Mammalia, Carnivora, Mustelidae. The transcript has 13 exons. The record is from RefSeq and is a predicted model, not a curated record. Bases 231 to 2102 code for a protein of 623 amino acids.